AUGCUCUGUUUUCACACUUCUCGACGCGCAGGUCUUCGCUAUGUUUCCCGGUAUUCCACCUCGGCACUCCGGGAGGACCAUCUACUCGGGGAAAGAGUUCUCUCCUUGCAGUUCAAAGAUCCAGUGACGUCUCCAGCGGACGCUCUUGCUGUCGUUAAUGCCGUGGAACGACGAUUUGGACGUGUAGCGGAAUUCCGCUUCUCUAAAGAUACCUCGCCGUCUUCGGAGUACAACACAACAGCCUCGUUGGCCUUCUCGGAUAUCAAAACCUACGAGCAGGUCCCAAAAGACGAGCAAGUAUUGCUCACAGUGAAUUUACCUCCCACUCCGGCCCUCUCUUCUGGCGGACCGAGCCUCUCCGAUCUCAAUCCAGAGUCGCAAACCAGCGACGACUCGCGGACUAUCUCGUUCUCUGUUUCACAUUCUCGACGCGUUUUCCAAACGCUAAAGACGAAUCCCCCAGCAUAUACGCUCCGCCCAAAAAUUGCUGUUGAGCUUCAGUCCAACUUUGUGAGAUGGGGUGGCUUUGCGCCAUUGGAAUCAAGUGCAAGUGACAGCGAUAUUACGCCAACGCAAGCUGCGCUCGACGAUUCAACAAUAGACCGUCCUAACAUGCGUUAUCAACUGCGCCAAUGGCAGACUACCAAAGACGCCGGGUUACAACCGCCCCCUCAGGACGAAUCAACGGCUGAUCAAAACCAUCCGGCUGUAACCCCUUCACAAACUCCAAGCAGUCUCCCAUGGCUGUCAGCAGCUCCUAUAAUGGAUUCCACAUCUCCAUCUUCGCCUCCAUCGACACUUUCCGCCGAAACGACGACUCUUUCAACACCCUCGACGAAUGAACCCGUCAAGCCGGCUCUCAAUCACAACAAAGGAUCUACAGCGAACAAGAAAUUGGCUCGAGAUGCGAGCAAAUUAAUACACGCCGUAUCCCUACCCAGUCCAGAACAGGCGCCGCGCGCAAAGGUAGUUUCGAAGCCGCCUUCGAAGCCGGUCGUGUCGUCGCCCAAAAAGAAAUCUCAAAAGCGGAGGAAACCUGAAGCUGACGUCAUACACCCGGUGCAGUCUGUACCUUCAAUAGAGGUCGAAGAACGGCAAGCAGGGGUCGGGAAGCGUUUACGAGGCAUGCUAGGUGACUGGUUCUAG
This is a messenger RNA of Mycena indigotica, 1146 nucleotides long. RefSeq lists its product as uncharacterized. The coding region runs from base 1 to 1146 and encodes 381 amino acids. The record is from RefSeq and is a predicted model, not a curated record. NCBI's taxonomy places the organism in Eukaryota, Fungi, Basidiomycota, Agaricomycetes, Agaricales, Mycenaceae. The transcript has 4 exons.